Molecule: messenger RNA, 1174 nt
Organism: Gilbertella persicaria
Lineage: Eukaryota; Fungi; Mucoromycota; Mucoromycetes; Mucorales; Choanephoraceae
Exons: 2
Coding region: 97-1155 (352 amino acids)
Source: RefSeq, a predicted model, not a curated record
CAAGGACGACCUCAUCAACAACGUCUUUUGUUAUUUGACACUUCAAUAUUUAAGUGAGAGAUUUUUGCUGCAAAUUCUUUUCUUCCCUUAUUUCUUAUGGAUACAUUACACACCUUUCUAAGCUCAAUACAAUUAGAACAAUAUUAUGACGCCUUUGUCAAAGCAGGUGCAACAGACCAAGACUUACCUUUGCUUGUCCAGUUUAACGAUCAGGAACUUGUUGAAUUUCUUUCUGCUAUCGAUAUGCUUCCGUUUCAUUCAAUCAAAUUCAAAAGAGCCUUACGAGAUUUAAAAACAUCUCCACCGCAACCUAAAGUAUCCGUCGAUGAUACCAUCUUGAACACUACACGAGAAUUUAUUGUAAAUAAUGCUGUUAUUUACGGCAAAAAGAACAGUCGCCCGCUGACAUCGUACGAAGAAGCUAUCAAUCGUGCUUCUCUUCAUUUGGCAUUAGAAAACCCUUUACUUAUUUCCAAGAAAGGAGAUCUUUUUGAUUUAGCCAAGAAAAAACUUCUAGAAGAAGGCUAUCGAUACAAAAGAGGCUGCAGUCGAUCCAAAUUAAGAGACAAUCCAAGCCAGAACAGAAGAGCAUCUUCUUCUUGCUCUGAAGACAACACUCUCAUAGAUACUCAAAAACAACAAUUGCUAAUGAAACGACAAGAAAAUGCUCGUCGUAUGUCUGAAAUGCGGCAAGAAAAGAUUGAAGCGUUACAGAUACAAGUAGAAGAUGCCUUAAGAUGUAGACAAGCAGCUGAAAGUCAAUUAGCAAAUGACUCACGUCGAGACACACUCACACAACUUGCCAUGGAAGCAGAAAUCAUCCGUUUCGAAGAAACCAAGAUCAAACUCACCAAAGAAAUCAGUAAACUAAAAGCACAAGAAAGAAAGCAUCAAUGGUACAAGCGGCGCAAAUUAGAACGAUAUUCAAGUCAAUCUACAGAUGAAGGAUUUAGCUCUUGCUCUCAACCAGAAAAUGAUAGAAUGGACCAUUCAAGUGCUUUUUCACCUUGUUCUUUCAGCCAUUCUUCACAAGAAUACGAAGAACCUCAUAUAUUAUCACAUCAUUGUCAUUCCUCCACACUAACAUCUAGUCUGAUAUGUUGUUCAAGGGAAAGUGAUGUUCGGGCAAGUUCCAUGUCAAGUUAUGAUCGAUAAUAAAAAGUAUUCAUUACCA